Messenger RNA from Fonsecaea multimorphosa CBS 102226, 1263 nucleotides. RefSeq lists its product as uncharacterized. Gene Ontology annotation, molecular function: protein kinase activity; ATP binding. The record is from RefSeq and is a predicted model, not a curated record. NCBI's taxonomy places the organism in Eukaryota, Fungi, Ascomycota, Eurotiomycetes, Chaetothyriales, Herpotrichiellaceae. Gene Ontology annotation, biological process: protein phosphorylation. The coding region runs from base 1 to 1263 and encodes 420 amino acids. The transcript has a single exon.
AUGAGUACGCCUCCGACCACUCCAAACACCUCGCCAAACGCCGAAUCCAAGCAGCAAAACACCUAUGCCAACGCCUCGAUCCUGACUCCGCCCACUUCCCCACGGCAAAGUCGAUCUUCUUCCAACAUCUUAGAACUUACGACGCCCAUUUCCGCUGCAGUCACGCAAUCUCCUCCGGGCCCUACGUUGAAGUUGAAGGACGCCCGACUAGAUCCCAUCCAAACGGAUGUUGGCAGCCAGAGCGUGUUGACUGAGACAAAUGUCACCGAGUGUCCUUUUGAUGUUGAGAUCCUCAAGGAUGAGUGUGGUCGAGAUGCGGUCUUUGGGUCCGGCGCCUGGAGCACUGUCUACAAAGCUACCACCCACCCCAAACAGCGAACUGUCUCGGGUUCCUUGACACCGCCGCUCUCCCCAGCAUUUGCCCUCCCGGUCCUUGUGGCAGUCAAAAAACCAGCCCGCCGAGACGCCAUUUCCAUUCUGAAGAGUGAGGCCAACAUCCUCACCUACCUCCAAACCAUCCCUAGUAGCGACGAAUACGUCGUUCCCUUCUACGGCACCGUCGACGAAACCUCGUUGGUCCUCGAAGCCAUUCCAUUCAGUCUCGAGGACCAUAUCCGGCAAUGCGCAGCUGUUGCUGCCCAAAAUCGGUCGACUUGGACCAUGGCAGACCCUGUCCUCGGCAGUGAUGCGAAAUGGUUUCAUCUGGCACGGCAACUCAUUUCGGCCCUGGUGUGGCUCCACAAUGAUGCACGAGUCGUUCACGGCGACAUCAAACCCGGCAAUCUCCUCCUGAAACACGUCCAAGGAUCAGGAGUCGACGUUUCCUUUCAGCCUAUCUUCGCCGACUUUUCGUCAGCCCAACGGCGGGACACCGAAGAUACCACGGCGAACACGCUCUCGGCCGUCACGAGAGAGUAUACUGCCCCCGAACUUCUCAACUCCAAAGUCCUCCGCGAUCCCACGUCGACGGCCACACCUGCUUCGGACGUCUUCUCCACGGCAAUCACGUUACUGGUUGCGGCGACAGGGCAGCUGCUGGUGUACCCCGGCUCGGUAUUCCAGCGGCAGGCAAUGGCUACCCAAGGCUGGAUGGUCCUGAAUUACGCCAGGAACGGAGAACAAGGUUCAAGAGUACCCAGAUUCGGUAUCGUUGAGAGGGUGUUGGAACGGGCAGUUUUGAAGGCCGACAUGGGAAGGGUGAGCUCACAAGAAUGGCUGGGGAUCAUCGAAACCAUUGCACAAGGCGAUCCUGUGAAGUUAUGA